Molecule: messenger RNA, 5036 nt
Organism: Exophiala oligosperma
Lineage: Eukaryota; Fungi; Ascomycota; Eurotiomycetes; Chaetothyriales; Herpotrichiellaceae
Exons: 2
Coding region: 132-4076 (1314 amino acids)
Biological process (GO): vacuolar acidification
Cellular component (GO): RAVE complex
Molecular function (GO): protein binding
Source: RefSeq, a predicted model, not a curated record
CCCAACUCGAAAGACAAAAUCUUGACUCUCGGAACCCACAACCGUGUCUUCCAAUGCUGUGACAAGAACAACGAUCCUCUCAGAGCAUGACAGUGACCUCUUGACAACUUCCUUCCGUUUGGACCCCUCGUAUGCGAGCCAUAUUGCCUGGCCGACCCCAGUCGAAGCGGCAGGCUCUCAGUACUGCUCAUUGGGAUGGCCUUCGUCUUGUUGCCUACAUUUCUGGCAACGCUGCCAUCAUCCUCACCGGGCCCCAGUCUAUUGUUCAAACGAUAUAUGUCGACACCGUUGAUUCCCUCGUUGCGAUAACAAUCGAUGAAGCUACCGGGCGGAUAGCCCUCUGCGGUACCGAACAUGUCUAUAUCUAUCGGCCGGUCGGAAGAGAUGAGGGCGUUCUGCGGUGGGCACAGGUUCACGAGCUGACGCAUACGAAAGAACUUCGAGUGAACUCGUUGUCCUGGGGCUCUUCAGAAGAACUCCUGAUCGGCGGCUCAAGGCUUGUUCUUUGGUUCAUUCCCGAGUCCGGCUCACCGAGGGCCCUCUGGGAGGAAGAGUUGGCGUAUCCGGUGGCCCUUGCAUACAUUUCUCCCGACAGCAGCCUCAUCGCGUCGGUGGGGCAGCAUGAUAGACUGGUCAAGAUUUGGCGACGACUUUCAUACGAAGCAGAAAGUGCAAGAUUUGAUGUCUCAUACCUCCCACACCCGGCCGCCGUUACGAACCUGCAUUGGCGAAAACCAUGGUACCUCGAACAGAAUCUGGACAAUUUACUCUAUACAUUCUGCUCUGACAGUCAUGUCCGGGCGUGGACUAUGUUCGACCCGCAUGCCCUGUCCGUCUUGCAACAGGUGGGAGAUGUCGAUAUGAAUGCUUCGAUACAGCCCCGCAGGCUCAGUGUAAAUUCCAUGAGUACGAAGCGCUAUGCAUUCAUCAUCGAUAGUCGUGAUUUCUCCGCAGCCACGGAACAAGCCGUGCGUUCGUCGAGCCCAGGCGCUAGGGAUCACGCUCUCGAACAUCUCAUCGAGAUAGCCAACCGCAGUCCGGAGAUAUGUAUUGUCCUUGAUGGACUGGGCCACAUGUCUGUGUGGGGUCUAGAGAAUGCUGGCUACAAGAACAAAAUUCCUUCAGUCUUUCAUGUUUCACACGUGGAUGGGAUGAAUAUUCAUGUCCCUCAGUUGAGUGACCCCUUGGAAGACUAUGUUCAGUUCUGUAUCUUUGCUGGUGGCACCACACGCUCGUCCCUGUCAUUAUUACUCCAUUCAUUUGCGGGUGACAUCGAUUGGUAUGACAGCCCCAUCACGCAUCUUUUCGACACCGCCAUAAGGCAUGAUCGAACCCGGCUAAUAUCAUCUCUUGCCGGCCAUGGCGCUCCUAUACACCGCAUUGCUCGCAAUGUUGCCGGGAACAUCAUCUUGUCUGCGACUGAAGAAGGCCAGGCUAGUGUUUGGCAGAAUGGGGCAAACGACAAAACUGCCCCUUUGCUGCGUCGCAGCUCAUUCGCCAUCGGAGCCGAUAUCACGGAUGCAAUCGUCAUGUCUCGAGGAAGAUAUGCAGUAGUCUUGACUACUCACAGCCUAGAAUUGUGGGAUGUUCAGCAUGCGAAAGCGAAGCGUCUGGGUGCACUCGAAAUCGACCCGAAGCACAUACCAGAACGCAUAACUCAGAGUCGAGUUGCUGGUGAGAGGGCCUUGACCAGUCGUGUGAUUGUGGGCUACUUUCGAGAUAGCACGGCUGAGGCUUGGGAAUUCCUCCUUCCCGUUGGGGGUGGCAUCUCGAACAGAAAGCCCGGAUUUCAAGAAAUCAUAAGAGCUCUUGGAGAUAUAAAGUUGCAUGUUCAGAACCGAUUCCGGUCCAGGAUUUCGAUCUGUGACAAUAUGAACACCAACGACCGGCCUAUUGAUCCGCAAACACUUAGUGCUAUGGGAUAUGCUGCAGCAUUAGCCAAGGAUGACACCAUUGAGAUGGUCAAGUCCCAAGAAGAACCGGACUCAAAUAAGCCUCGUCUAUUCUCAGGGGUUUCUUUUGAGACUAGAAUUCCGAACCCAAAAGCUAUGAGUGCAAGUGGAUACGGCAAGGUUGUCCUGGUCAACGAUGAUAGUAGCAACCUGAGUAUCUGGGACGCCAAAACAGGUUCUUGGGAAUACCAACACGAGCUAGACGGCACUGACACUAUCAAGACGUUUGCAUGGGCAGUCUCGCCACAAGGUCAAGCUCUCCUCGCUGUUUGCUUCGAUUACCAUAUUGUCGUCCUCUCUCAAGUCAGGUAUUCCUAUCCGACGCACGAGAAUGCCUGGGUCGACCUUCGACAUAUCCGCAUACGAGAUUUUGCCACAUAUCGCAUUGGAGAUUUGUGCUGGUUAAGGAGUGGUGACCUGGUUGUAGGAUCGGGUAUUCAAUUGUUGGUGUUCAAAGGUUACGCAAGAAGUCACCACAAUGAAAACGCCAAACCACUCCAGGACAUCCAGAAACGGGCCUCUCCCGAGUCUAUAUUCCCCGUCAUGUCUGUGACCAAUUCUCUUCUGCCCGUUUUUCACCCGCUGAUGAUUUCGUUGUUCUCGGCUGUUGGAGGUUUAGCGACCUGCAGAAACAUCAUGGUCCGGCUCAAUCAGGAAUUGAAAUAUUUCACCGAAGGUGACACCUUGUCUAGUUUCCUAGACUUUCACCUGGAGGACUUGGGCCAGAGAAGUGUGGAGGCAGAAUUCAAUGACGGCAUAGACCUUGUCAUGAACGGCGUUAAUGGACAGGUGGAUGAUCAAGCCAUAUCGGAUGUUACGGACAGUCUAAUUGAAAAACUGAAGCAACAUGAGUUGUGGCAACUUGGCAACGAAUCUCAGACCAUAUUGAUCGAACAGAUAUCGGUGUACUCGGAACUGGAGAAACAGGAACGAUCUAUCGAUGACAAUGCUCGACGUUAUCUUCAAGCCUUGUAUAGCUCGGACGAAUCUGGUGUACCCUGGAGUGCGAUUUUAUUUGCAUCCCGGAGUACGUCUCAAGAAGUUCUAGUUGACCUUGUUACCCGGUUUUAUGGUGGAAAACUUACUUGGGAGGCUGCACGAAAGUCAGGAAUAUUCUGCUGGCUAACCGACGCAGAAGCUUUGCAACAGCAAAUGGAGAAUGUUGGCCGUGCAGAAUUUACCAAACAUGAGGAUCGAAACCCUGUGGAUAGUUCAUUGUACUAUCUUGCACUUCGCAAGAAGAACGUUCUUCAGGGCCUAUGGCGCAUGGCGAUUGGAGUUCGAGAGAAGGAGAAUACUCUCAAACUGCUGGCCAAUAACUUCAACGAUCCCAAAUGGAAGUCGACAGCAUUGAAGAAUGCAUAUGCACUUCUCAGCAAACGACGAUUCCAAUAUGCAGCAGCAUUCUUCCUUCUUGGCGACGGUCUGUGGGACGCAGUGAAUGUGUGUAUUCACCAAGUCAAAGAUCUCCAGCUCGCUAUCGCCAUUGCUCGAGUAUACGGGUCAGGUCAAGAUUCGGCAUUGACCAGACUUCUCGAACAGACAGUUUUGUCACGAGCAGUCGAAAGCGAACACGGUAGAUGGAUGGCCAGCUGGGCGUUUUCGCUACUUGGUCAAACAGAAGAGGCAAUCCGAGUUCUUGUGCAUCCUGUUCAUACUGUGGUUGGGAAAGACCUGGACAAGACCGACGGCUCGAUGGUUGGAUCACUGAGUUACACUGCCAAUGAUCCUCUCUUGUCAAUUCUUUAUACUCAACUACGCGCCGACUUUGUAAAAAUGAAUAAGUGGCGAGACAUCAUCGACCCGCAAGACGAAUGGUCGUUUGUUAUGCGAUGUGUACGGCAGUAUAUGCGGAUGGGCUGUGACGUACUUGCACUUGGGCUGGUCCGAGAUUGGGAGUUUGUCUCGGAAAGUCAAGUGGUGGCGCCGACUCAAGAUCAAGAAGCCGACAAGGUGUCUCCCAAGGUCCAGUUACAAAGACGAAAGACAUUUUUCGACCUAGAAAAGGAAGAGGAUGAGGCCAACAUGCCCAAAGCAAAGGCUCAGCAAACCGAGAAGAAGCCAGCCCCUACACAGUUUGUUGAACCGAGCGUUGACAGUCUGUUGGAUAACUUUGGAUUCUGAUAGAGACAAUGUAUGCAGUACAGAGGACGAUGUUUUGUACUUUUAGUAUAAUCAAUAUAUCACAUCUUGACAAUUCUGUGCUUUGAGAUGUCUGUGUCUGUCUUGAUACCCCGUAUCAUUUGCUUCAUGGCAUACAUCGCUCCGGAGAAAUGUCAAUCCGAUCCGGUACCAAGGGGAAAUCUUUGAGGCUGUUUUUAAUCUCUCUACACAUACUCCGUCCCACCUACACAACAACCAUCGUCGCAGCAAGGUACUUGCGAGCAGGAUACACAUCCGCUCCUCUUUGACCCUUCUAGAACAGAGACUGUCAUGUACUGCACGUGUAUCUUGUGAAGGAAGGCCUUGAACUCUGGUGAGUUUAACUCGACACGCUUUUUACUUUUCGCUCGCACUUUGUCAGCUGUUCUCCUUUUCACUUUUACACACAAUCUCACCCUCAGUCUCGUAUCAAAUCUCUAUGAUUCGAAUCAUGGCUUUCGAUUCCCUUCACAAGCACAGUGUCAGGACCUUGUACUGGUAUCAUUAUCACAUUUGUUCUCCAGUUUCGAUCCUCGAUCCUCGAUCCUUCGAGUCAAUCCGCAUUCAACGUCCGCUCUGUUCCUGAAACCCCUGUCUCCCAUCACCAACUACGGUCGUGUUCCCAUUUGACACCUUUGAACGACGACGACCACCUUUCUCAACCAUAAAUAUCCGUGUUGGUGUCAUCGACACUGACAUCACUUGUUUGCGCACUCUCACCCUCGACCUCAUCACAACCACCGCCGGUCGACAUUGUCUUCACUACUUGUGGAACUGGCCGGAUCAACUCUCUCCUGCUUUCUUACGACGCAUCUACCGGUGGUCUCUGUGUUGUCCGUGUCUGCGUUUGUGAUUGGGAGCGAACAGAAAAAGUCCUUGUCUAUUUCUUCAUUCCAAGUGUCAUUGUCAUUUUGAAUUGGUGGUUGAUGAGAUUCUGAUUUC